AUGAAGCUCAACGAAGUCACCAACAUGUCGACCACCAUAACCACCGUUGCGCCGUCCAAGGCCAACAUUGGCGUGUACACCAACCCUGCCCACGAUCUCUGGAUAGCAGACGCUCUGCCCAAGCAAGAGGAUGUCGAGAAGGGACAGGAUCUAAAGGAGGGGGAGAUCACGGUUGCGAUCAAGAGCACGGGGAUCUGUGGAUCCGACGUGCACUUCUGGCACGCCGGCCGUAUAGGCCCCAUGAUCGUCGAAGACACGCACAUCCUCGGUCACGAAUCCGCCGGCAUCGUCGUCGCUAAACAUCCCUCUGUCACAACCCACCAGAUCGGCGACCGCGUCGCUGUCGAGCCCAACAUCAUCUGCGGCGAGUGCGAGCCCUGUUUGACAGGCAAAUAUAACGGCUGCGUCGACGUAAAGUUCCGCUCUACGCCGCCUAUUCCAGGCUUGCUUCGCCGCUACGUGACCCAUCCCGCGGUGUGGUGCCACAAGAUUGGGGACAUGAGCUACGAGGACGGAGCGCUAUUGGAGCCUUUGAGCGUGGCGCUGGCGGGGAUGCAGAGGGCGAAUAUUACGCUUGGAGAUUCAGUACUCGUAUGCGGCGCGGGACCCAUCGGACUCGUAACUCUGGCUUGCGUGAAAGCCGCCGGCGCAGAACCGAUCGUGAUCACAGACAUCGACGAAGGCCGACUUGCAUUCGCCAAAGAGUUCUGCCCAAGCGUCCGAACACACAAAGUCGAAUUCAGCGACUCCCCCGACCAGUUCGCGGAAAAGGUCGUCGCUCUCGCCGACGGCGUCGAACCCGCCGUCGUGAUGGAAUGCACAGGCGUGGAGUCCUCCAUCUCAGGUGCCAUCCACGCGGCCAAAUUCGGUGGCAAAGUCUUCGUGAUCGGCGUGGGUCGACCGGAGAUCAAGAUUCCUUUCAUGAGGCUCAGCACAAGGGAGGUGGAUCUGCAGUUUCAGUACCGGUAUGCGAACACCUGGCCGCGGGCGAUCAGGUUAUUGAGGGGAGGCGUGAUUGAUCUGAGCAAGUUGGUGACGCAUCGGUUUAAGUUGGAGGAUGCGGUGGAUGCGUUCAAGGUGGCGGCGGAUCCCAAGCAAGGUGGCAUUAAGGUUAUGAUACAGAGUAUGGAGGAGGGGGAGAAGUAG
Molecule: messenger RNA, 1146 nt
Organism: Zasmidium cellare ATCC 36951
Lineage: Eukaryota; Fungi; Ascomycota; Dothideomycetes; Mycosphaerellales; Mycosphaerellaceae
Exons: 2
Coding region: 1-1146 (381 amino acids)
Biological process (GO): D-sorbitol catabolic process
Molecular function (GO): L-iditol 2-dehydrogenase (NAD+) activity
Source: RefSeq, a predicted model, not a curated record